AUAAUUUGUUAUUUUCUUCAGAGCACGAUAAGUUCUUGCUUUUAUUUUCAUUUAAGUAUUAAUAAAAAGAAAGAUUUAUUAAAAAUGGCACUAAUUCCACCAGACCCAAAAUAUCUUUUACGUAGUGAUAUGGGUUGUAUUCAUAGUCUUUUAUUUUGGAUUAAUUCUGAUGUGGAACAUUUAUAUGCUGGCUGUGCUUCAGGAAAAAUUUAUAUUUGGGAUUUAAAGAGAAAUAGGAUAUUAACGAAGUUUGAUGCAGGAAUAGAUCCCUGUUUGACUAUGCAUAAUAUUAAUAAUAACAAUUUAUUGGUUCAACAAAAAUGUGGUAGUAUAAAAAUAUACAGUAUGUCUAAUUCACAUUGGUCAAUGAAUAAAAUAAUUGAUCAUGACUACCAUUCCUUUUGCAGAUGUCAAGUAUUAUCAGAAGAUAUUAUCAUUACUGCUCUUAAAGAUUCUAAUAUUGGAUUAUAUUCUGUCAAAAGUUCAAAUAUGGAAUUAACUUUAUAUUCUUCAGAAGUCCUAUAUUCAAAAAAAUUAGGAGAAGUAAUGGCUAUAAAACCCUUGCCAUCUACAGAUCAAAAAAUACUUGUUGCUUAUGAAAUUGGAUUGCUUGUACUAUGGGAUAUAACAGCAAAAAAAGUACUUCAUUGUAUGGAUAUAGAAUCAUGCCCCAUGGCUCUUGAUUUUGAAACUUCGUAUAUGCAAGGAAUUAUUGGUAGUCCUUCUGAAAAAUUAGAGAUAUUUAAUUUAUCAUCCGACACUUUAACAACUAAAUGUACAAUAACUUUAAAAAAUCCUGGUACAUCGGUUAUAAAUGUAAGGCCAGAUAAAAAACUUUUUACCGUGGGUAAUUGGGAUGGUCGUUUAAGAAUAUUUUCUCAGAAAACUUUGAAGCAAUUAGCAGUAUUGGAUCAACAUAAAAAUACAGUGCAUGAUGUCAUUUAUUCACCUCAUUAUGUAGAAGCAUAUAAUUGUAAAUAUUUAAUGGCUGCUGCAGGAAAAGAUAGUUACAUAUCUUUAUGGGAUAUUUAUAAUUGAAAUUAAUUUUAACGUGAAAUAUUUUUUGUACGAUAAAUAUAUUUUAAAUAAAUUAUAAAUAUUACUAAUUCUAUAAUUUUUAAUGCAUUUCAUAAUUACAUUUAU
Messenger RNA from Vespula pensylvanica (western yellowjacket), 1143 nucleotides. Its product is annotated as guanine nucleotide-binding protein subunit beta-like protein 1. The coding region runs from base 85 to 1038 and encodes 317 amino acids. The record is from RefSeq and is a predicted model, not a curated record. Gene Ontology annotation, molecular function: protein binding. Lineage: Eukaryota; Metazoa; Arthropoda; Insecta; Hymenoptera; Vespidae. The transcript is spliced from 4 exons.